AUGGAUCCUUCUGGUUCAUCCAACUCUUAUUUCUCCGUCAGCUCCACCGGUCCUGGGGCUGUCGUGCUCCUCAACUGGAAAGAGCUCAAAAAGUGGGAUGAGUUUGAAGAUGCUUUAGAGGAGAGGAGGCAUGUCAGUGACUUGAAGUUUGCAAUGAAAUGCUACACACCUCUUGUCUAUAAGGGAAUUACUCCUUGUAAGCCAAGUGAUAUUAAAUGUAGUAUUCUCAAUUCUGAAGAGAUUCAUUACUUCAUUAAACAGCUUUCCAAGGAAUCCCUUCAACCUGUCGAGGUCCUCCGAGAGGAAGCCUGUGAGAUCCUGGAUGAAAUGAGCCACAAGCUGCGGCUAGGAGCCAUUCGGUUUUUUGCCUUUGCCCUGAGUAAAAUAUUUAAACAGAUUUUCUCAAAAGUGAGUGUAAAUGAAGAAGGGAUUCAGAAACUACAGCGGGUCAUCCAGGAGCAUCCAGUUGUCCUGCUGCCCAGUCACCGGAGCUACAUCGACUUUCUGAUGUUGUCUUUCCUUUUGUACAACUAUGACUUACCUGUGCCGGUCAUAGCAGCAGGAAUGGAUUUCCUGAGAAGGAAGAUGACUGGCGAGCUGCUGCGGAUGUCAGGGGCUUUCUUCAUACGGCGCAGCUUUGGUGGCAAUAAACUCUACUGGGCCGUGUUCUCCGAAUAUGUGAAAACCAUGUUACAGAAUGGUUAUGCUCCCGUUGAAUUUUUCCUCGAAGGGACAAAAAGCUGCUCUGCCAAGACACUGACUCCAAAAUUUGGUCUUCUGAAUAUUGUGAUGGAACCAUUUUUUAAAAGAGAAGUUUUUGAUACCUACGUUGUUCCAAUCAGCAUCAGUUACAAUAGGAUACUGGAAGAAACUCUGUAUGCAUAUGAGCUUCUAGGGGUUCCUAAGCCGAAAGAAUCUACAACUGGAUUCUUGAAAGCCAGGAGAAUCCUUUCUGAGAAGUUUGGAAACAUCCAUGUGUGCUUUGGAGACCCUGUGUCGCUUUGA
This is a messenger RNA of Rangifer tarandus platyrhynchus (Svalbard reindeer), 1005 nucleotides long. The record is from the annotation of a GenBank genome assembly. NCBI's taxonomy places the organism in Eukaryota, Metazoa, Chordata, Mammalia, Artiodactyla, Cervidae.